AUGGGGAGGGCAGCCCCAACCCUCCUGGCACUGCUCAGCCUAACAGCGACUACUUGUGAUGCCCAGGACACCUGCCCAGACUGUCUUCAUUUCUCAGAGGUGAGACUAGUGGGACUGGGUGAUGCUGACCGGCUUGCCAUUCUCCAAGGAUGCCCAGGGAUCCCAGGUACCUCUGGCCCAAAAGGAGAACCAGGCCUUCCAGGAACAAAAGGAGAAAUGGGAGCCCAGGGACUCCCCGGGAAAGCAGGACCACCUGGUGCAAAAGGAGCAACUGGAGAGCCUGGCUUCCCAGGACCGAAAGGAACGAAAGGAGAGCCUGGAUUUCCAGAAACAUGGGAAGCCAGGAACUGCCAAGAGCUGUUGGGUAAAGGGAAGAUCCUGAGCGGCUGGUACACCAUCUACCCCCAAGGCUGCAAUGCCACCACCGUCUUCUGUGACAUGGACACGGAUGGCGGAGGAUGGAUUGUGAGCUCUCCUUUCCUGCAGGUUUUCCAGAGGCGCUGGGAUGGGUCAGUGAACUUCUUGCGAGAUUGGGAUUCGUACAAACGAGGCUUUGGCAACCAGCUGACAGAGUUCUGGCUGGGGAAUGACAACAUCCACUUCCUCACCUCACUGGGACCCUGUGAACUCCGCAUUGACCUGAGAGACUUUGAAAACAACUACUAUUUUGCCAAGUACGCUUCCUUCAGAGUUUUAGCAGAGUCUGAGAAAUACAAACUUAUUCUAGGAGACUUCCUUGGUGGAAACGCUGGAGACUCCUUAUCAUACCACAAGGACAUGCCAUUUUCAACAACAGACCAGGACAAUGACAUGAGCUCCUUUAACUGUGCCACAGAAUACAAGGGAGCGUGGUGGUACAAUGACUGCCAUUACUCCAACCUGAAUGGGAUGUACUGGCUGGGCGUUCACGGGAGCUAUGCUGAUGGCAUAAACUGGAAGACGGGCAAAGAAUACCAUUACUCUCAUAAGCGAACGGAAAUGAAAUUCAGGCCAGUUUAA
This is a messenger RNA of Gymnogyps californianus (California condor), 999 nucleotides long. RefSeq names its product ficolin-2-like. The record is from RefSeq and is a predicted model, not a curated record. NCBI's taxonomy places the organism in Eukaryota, Metazoa, Chordata, Aves, Accipitriformes, Cathartidae.